AUGCCACCAAAACAACAUCGGGUAUCUCAAAAUUUGGUGGAGCAAGAGGGGAGGAUCCUACUUACUAUUUCUGCUUUAAAAAAAAACGAAAUAUCGAGUACUCGUCGCGCAGCAGAGGUUUUUAAUAUGCCUCCCUCUACACUCCGGGACCGACUACAAGGCCGGCAAUAUCGAGCAGAACAACGCGCCAACUCUCAUAGGCUAUCUGAAACUCAGGAAGAGGUCUUAAUAAGAUGGAUAGUAUCUAGGGACAUGCGUGGAGCAGCUCCUAGGCCGUCCCAGGUGACAGAAAUGGCCAAUCUUAUCCUACAAGCAGACAACCCGCCUGGAUACACGCCUCUAAGCAAGAACUGGACCACAACCUUUACUAGAAGGCGCCCGGAGGUCAAGAGCCGCUUUGCACGAAGAUAUAAUUACCAGCGAGCCAAAUGUGAGGAUCCUAGAGUUAUUAGAGCGUGGUUUGAGCAGCUACAGAGGGUUCGAAUAGAGUAUGGGAUUCAGGAUGAAGAUAUCUUCAAUUUUGACGAAACAGGCUUUACAAUGGGCAUUUUAGCUACCUCUAAGGUAGUUACAAGAGCUAAUAUACCUGGAAAACCUCAUCUUAUUCAGCCAGGCAAUCGGGAAUGGGUGACAACCAUCGAGAGUAUCAAUACAAUAGGAUGGGCCCUUCCUUCUACUAUUAUCUUUAAAGAAAAGAUCUAUAUAGAAGGAUGGUUUCAAGAAGGCCGCUUACCAGAGGAUUAG
Molecule: messenger RNA, 744 nt
Organism: Aspergillus puulaauensis
Lineage: Eukaryota; Fungi; Ascomycota; Eurotiomycetes; Eurotiales; Aspergillaceae
Exons: 1
Coding region: 1-744 (247 amino acids)
Cellular component (GO): nucleus
Molecular function (GO): DNA binding
Source: RefSeq, a predicted model, not a curated record